AUGUCGACCUGGGCUGCCAUGGCUGCGGCCGCCAACAAAGCGCCUGCACCCGCUCAACCAGACACCUCCGAGCCUUCCGAGCCAGCUGCUUCCACCUCGACGGCCACCGAGAAUGCCGCCGCCGCCGAUGCAUCCGAACCGGCCGUCAGGACCAAGAAGCCGCGCAUCGAAACGCUCAUCCUCGACGCAGGUGCUCUCAUCAUGCGCGCUCCACUCGACGGCCUCGCGUCCGAAUACUACAUCCCGCCGCGCGUCAUCCAGGAGAUCAAGCAUGCAUCCGCGCGCGAGUACCUCGACUCGCUCCGUCUGCGUCCCGACUUUAAGCUCAACAUCGUCCAGCCCGGCCCCGCGAGCAUGGUCGCCGCCACGGAGUUCGCCAAGAAGACCGGUGACAUCGGCGUGCUCUCCACCCAGGAUCUCGAGGUGAUCGCGCUGACGUACGAGCAGGAGGUGCACAGGCACGGCACCAAGCGCAUCCGGAGCAGGCCAGACGGCCCGCGAGGCGAGGCUCCAUCCACGUCUGCAUCUGCAUCCGCGACAGCGAACGGUGCCGAAGACAAUGCAGCCGCCUCGACAUCCGCAUCCACCUCGGCAGACACAAAGGCAGCACGUCAGGCAGCCAUCGAGAAGAAGCGUCAGCAAAAGGCAGACGCCAAGCAGAAGAAGCUCCAAGAGGAAGCGGCGGCGCAAGGACUCACCGUGGAUCAGCUCGUGGCGCAGCGCAUCCAGCAGAACCGCGAAAAGAAGGCCGCCAAGAAGCACGCCAAGGCCGUUGCAGCCGAAGAGGCAGCAGCGCCUUCCGACGACGCAGCCGGCUCGGCAGGGCAAAGCGUCGUCCAGGAGGCGUCCACGUCGCAUGUACAACCAGGCCAAGAGCAGGGAUGGCACGACGCCGACUACACCGACGACGACGAGGAGGAAGAGGGCGAGGGCGAGUGGAUCACGCCGGACAACGUGCAGAAGGCCAAGAACUUCAGCCUGGGCUUUGUCGACGACAGCCGCAUGCCGGGCUGGAAGUACUCGGUCGACGAGGCCAAGGACGACGUUCCGGAGCCUGCCGACCUGAUUCAGCCGGACGAGCCGCUUGACGAGGGCUGGGAGCGCGUCGAGUCGAGCAGCAAGGCCAAGGCCAAAUCGGCGUCCAAGUCGGGGCACGUGUCGCGCGACUACAACGACCCAUCGAUCCAGUCGCGGCCCUCGCUGUCGUGGGAUGCGAUGGGCAACGUCUCCAACACGGGCCACAUGACUGUCGCGUGCAUCACGGGUGAUUUUGCGGUGCAGAACGUGUUGUUGCAGAUGGGACUUUCGCUCGUCGGCGUGCACGGUUCGCGCGUGCGGUCGGUCAAGUCGUUCGUGCUGCGCUGCCACGCGUGCAUGAAGGUGUGCAAGGACAUGGAGAAGAAGUUCUGUCCCGUCUGCGGCAAUGCCACGUUAACCAAAGUGGCCGUCACUGUCGACGACACGGCCAAGGGAGGGUUCCAGCUGCAUCUCAAGAAGAACUACCGCUUCAACCUGCGCGGCACCAAGUACUCGAUUCCGGCGCCCAAGGCGGGUUCGGCUUCGGGCGGAAAGACGGGUGGAUCGGGGAUCAUUCUGCGCGAGGAUCAGUUGGAGUGGCAACGGGCGCUUGCCAAGGAGGCUAGUAGGAAGCGCAAGGAGGAGAGGGCGCUGGAAAAGGCCAUGCGCGCGGGUAAGGAUUCGUUGUCCGUGAGGUACGAGGAGGCCUGGGAUACGGGCGACAUCUUUUUGGGAAGCCAGUUCGCCUCGCGCGACAAGAGCAGCCUCCCCGUCAUUGGACACGGCCGCAAAAAUCCCAAUGCCAACCGCCGCACUCGCAAGUAA
Moesziomyces antarcticus is the source of this 1842-nucleotide messenger RNA. RefSeq names its product 20S-pre-rRNA d-site endonuclease nob1. Lineage: Eukaryota; Fungi; Basidiomycota; Ustilaginomycetes; Ustilaginales; Ustilaginaceae. Bases 1 to 1842 code for a protein of 613 amino acids. Gene Ontology annotation, biological process: ribosomal small subunit biogenesis; maturation of SSU-rRNA. Gene Ontology annotation, molecular function: RNA endonuclease activity. The transcript has a single exon. The record is from RefSeq and is a predicted model, not a curated record. Gene Ontology annotation, cellular component: preribosome, small subunit precursor.